This is a messenger RNA of Podarcis raffonei (Aeolian wall lizard), 6766 nucleotides long. It is a transcript of the gene ADGRA2, whose product is annotated as adhesion G protein-coupled receptor A2. Gene Ontology annotation, cellular component: plasma membrane; Wnt signalosome. The record is from RefSeq and is a predicted model, not a curated record. Gene Ontology annotation, biological process: G protein-coupled receptor signaling pathway; positive regulation of canonical Wnt signaling pathway; sprouting angiogenesis. Lineage: Eukaryota; Metazoa; Chordata; Lepidosauria; Squamata; Lacertidae. Gene Ontology annotation, molecular function: G protein-coupled receptor activity; protein binding. Bases 516 to 4409 code for a protein of 1297 amino acids. The transcript is spliced from 19 exons.
GUGGCCGGGAAGCGGGAAUGGCCAUGCAGGCAACCGAGGGGAGGGACGCGAAUGUGAGCAGCCGAAACCGCUAGAUCCAACCCAUCCCAAGCGCCGCCGCCGCCGCCGGACAUUCCCCACUGGCGGCGCCCCGGAGCCCAGAGCUCCCCUCCGGCCAUGCAGCGCGCAGCCCCGGGCAGCGGGCAGGCGCCGGACGCAGCCGAGCUUCGGGCAGACGGCCGCGCGCCUCGGCCGUUGCUCCCUUCGAGGGAGGUGUGACGGGCGGGAAGAGCCCCCGGGCCGGAUCCGGGGCUCGGCGGACGCCCUCCCGGUUCAUGUCAGCGCGCCGUCGCCGCCGCCUGCGCUUCUGAAGCUGCGCCUUCCUCCUCCGAACCGGGCGCCCCCUCGAGGGAUCCUCGCGCGGCGCUCCGGGCCCCGACGGCUGUUGGGCUCCUCCCGGGCUGGGGACUGGACGCAGCCCGGCUAAGGAUGGGCUGACAGGCUUGGGACGGUGCCGCUGCCGGGAGCCGUCGAGGAUGCUCUGGCCGGCCGCGCUGCUCCUGCUGGCGGCGCUGUGGUGCUCCGGGGGAGCGCGCAGUUGCCCCGUCCAGCUGCGCGGCUGCAAGUGCGUGGGCGAGCGGGCCAAGGGGCUGGCGGCGGCCAGGAAGAGGGUGAGCUGCAGCGGCGAGGAGCUGGCCGAGCCGCCGGCGCCCCGGCUCUUGCCCAACAGCACCGUCACCCUGAUAUUGAGCAACAACAAGAUAGCAACUCUGAAGAAUGGCUCUUUUUUCGGACUUCGUGCUCUUGAGAAGCUAGACCUGAAGAACAACUUGAUUAGCAUCAUCCAACCUGGAGCUUUUCUAGGCCUCUCGGACCUGAAGCGCUUGGACCUCUCCAACAACCGCAUUGGGUGUCUCAGCUCUGGCAUCUUCCAGGGAUUGGUCAGCCUCAUCCGCUUGAAUAUGUCAGGGAAUAUUUUCUCCAGCAUCCAGAGUGGGGUCUUUGAUGAGCUGCUGUCUCUGAAAGUUCUUGACUUUGCCACAGAAUACCUGACGUGCGACUGCAACAUGCGCUGGGUCUCAGCCUGGUCCAAAAACCGCUCCGUCCAGAUCUCCGACAAGACGCUGUGCAUCUACCCUGGCAGCCUGCACGGGAAGCUGCUACGCAACAUCCGGGAAAGCCAGAUGCGCUGCGAAGGGACCCCAGAGCUGCACACCCACCUGCUGAUCCCCUCCUUGCGGCAAGUGGUCUUCCAAGGCGAUCGCCUCCCUUUCCAGUGCACAGCCAGCUACCUGGACAACAGCACACACAUUUUGUGGUACCACAACCGUGCCUUGGUGCAGGGGGAUGAACGGAAUGGCAUCAUCCUGGAAGAGAGCCUCGUCCACGACUGCACCUUCAUCACGAGCGAGCUUAUCCUGUCCAAUAUCCAUGUCUCAGCCAGCGGCGAAUGGGAGUGCACCAUCUCCACUGCUCAGGGCAACGUUAGCAAGAAGGUCGAAAUAGUUGUUCUGGAGACGUCAGCCUCAUACUGCCCAGCCGAGCGUGUCACCAACAACCGUGGAGACUUCAGGUGGCCACGCACCUUGGCUGGCAUCACCGCCUACCAGUCAUGUCUGCAGUACCCCUUCGCCUCUGGGAACGGGGGGCCCGGCUUGGAGAAGCAAGCGUGGAGGCGCUGUGACCGCACUGGCCGCUGGGAGGAAGGGGACUAUUCCCACUGCUUGUACACCAACGAUAUCACCCGUGUCCUCUACACCUUUGUGCUGAUGCCCAUCAACGCCUCCAACGCCCUGACCCUGGCACACCAGCUGCGUGUCUACACAGCCGAGGCGGCAAAUUUCUCGGACAUGAUGGAUGUCAUCUACGUUUCCCAGAUGAUUGAGAAGUUCACUGGUUACGUGGAUCAGAUUAAGCAGCUCACGGACGUCAUUGUGGAGAUGGCCAGCAACAUGAUGCUAGUGGACGACCACGUUCUGUGGAUGGCUCAGAUUGAGGACAAGGCUUGCACCAGCAUCGUCCGCUCUCUAGAGAAGAUUGCCGCCUACACUCUCAGCACCAGCUCUCAGUACAUAGCCGUGAACACGAGGAACAUCGCUUUCGAGGCCUACCUGAUCAAGCCAGACAGCUAUGUGGGCCUGAGCUGCACAGCCUUUCAGAAGCGCGAGGUGGUGCUCAGCAGUCGGCCGCACCGGCAGGAGCGAUAUGCCGAGUCCCUGGCAGACCAGCAGCUGAAGUUCCGGUGUGCCACGGGGCGGCCAAACAUCUCCCUGGCCAGCUUUCACAUCAAGAACAGCAUUGCUCUGGCCUCCAUUCAGUUGCCUCCUGGUCUCUUCUGCCCGUCGGCUGCUCCCUACCCCUCAGCUCACAAGUACAAACUCCAGUUCCUGGCCUUCCGCAACGGCAAGCUCUUCUGCAGCACCGGAAACUCUUCACACCUGGCAGAUGAUGGCAAGAGGCGCAGUGUGGCCACUCCGGUGAUCUAUGCAGGAACACAUGGCUGUGGAGCGAGCAACUUCAGUGAGCCCGUCGUCAUCUCGCUGCGGCAUUUGGGCGAGGGCACCGAUCGCAUGGCCGCUUCCUGGGACUUUGACGUGCUGGCUGGGUACGGGGGCUGGAGAGCUGAAGGCUGCCAGCUGAUUGGCCUGGAGCCCAACGUCACCACCGUCAGCUGCCGGCACCUUGGCAACGUCGCUGUGCUGAUGGAACUGAGCAACUUUCCACGUGAGUCGCCGAGCCCAGCUGAGGUGCUGCACCCUGUCAUUUAUAGCUGCACUGCCCUCCUCCUCCUGUGCCUCUUUGCCACCAUCAUCACGUACAUCAUCAACCACAGCACCAUUCACAUUUCCCGGAAGUGCUGGCACAUGCUGCUCAACCUCUGCUUUCACAUUGCCAUGACAUCGGCCGUUUUCGCGGGGGGCGUCACCCUUACCAACUACGUGGUCAUCUGCCAAGCGGUUGGCAUCAUUCUGCACUACUCUGCCUUGUCGACUCUCCUGUGGAUGGCGGUGAUGGUGAGAGUGAUCUACAAGGAGGCCACGUGGAAGGCACCACAGCAGCAGGAAGGGGAAGCCCCCCAGCCAGCCCCCCGCCCAAUGCUACGAUUCUACCUGAUAGCUGGUGGGAUCCCCCUCAUCAUCUGUGGGAUUACAGCAGCAGUCAAUAUCCAUAACUACGGGGAUCAUGACUCCUAUUGCUGGCUGGCUUGUCAGCCAAGCAUUGGGGCCUUCUACGUGCCUGCGGCUUUCGUCCUGCUCGUCACUUGGAUUUACUUCCUGUGUGCCGGAAUCCGAUUGCAGUGCCAAGCCAAGAACCCCAAAGAGGCGCCCAAACCCCUGGAAAUGCGUCAGCGGCUGGGUGGCAGCAGCAACCUCUUGACAGACUCGGGGUCCAUCUUGGUCACGCUGAAUUCUACCCCGCACAGUGCCGACAUCGAUGGCGUUUACUCUUUAGGGGUGCAGUUCUGGGCUCUUGUCAUCACCCAUUUCCUGUACAUCACUCUCUGGACCUUCGGGGCCAUGGCGGUGUCCCAGCGCUGGUUCCUCCUGAAGGUCGCCUUCAGCUGCCUCUACGGAGUCACGGCUGUGGCAUUGGGGCUCUUCAUCUUUGCCCACCACUGCGCGCGCCGCCGAGACGUGCAGGGCUCGUGGUUCGCCUGCUGCCCAUCUUACAGGAAUGCUUUGCCCAUGCAAGCCUACGUGCACCCAGGGGUGGGAGUGGAGGACGGCUCCCAGGUCUUCAUUGGCUGCAGCCCCGAGGCGGCUCAGUCCAUCAAGUCCUCCUCUUCCCCCAGCAGCAGCAAUUCCGCCCCGGGGCUUUGCAAACUCAACAACCUGCAAGUGGCCCUCGGCCAGGCAGAUGGCAGCCCUUCGCAGACGGCCUGCUAUGAGGACGCCGAACCUUGUAAUAGCAAGAGCACCCCGCCGGCCAGGUACGCCAACAACCUGCACGGCCGCAGCAGACACCACAAAAGCAGGACUAAGCAGUACCGGGAAGGGAAACACCAGCAGCGCCUGAAGGCUCUGCGGGGGCCUUCCUCGGAGCACCCUACCAGCGAGAGCGGCAGCCUCCCCACCAGCCACUCGGAGAGCUACCAAAGCAGUCGGAACAGCCCUCUGAACAAUCGGCGCCACGGGGUGGUCCCAAGCCUGGAGUUGGCCCUGACGCAGUCCGACUUGAGCGACGGCAGCGGCGGCCACCACCACGGGGCAGACUUCAGCCAAGGCCAGCGGAGGAGCACCAGCAGAGACAACCUCAAGCACCAGGCCAAUGCCGCAGCGGAAAAAGAGACUAAGAGGCGCUCCUUCCCCCUCAACACGGCCAAUCAGAACGGGGGCCUGAAGGGCAGCGAGUACGACAUAAACCUCACCGGGGCUGACAGCGCAGCCGGCAUGAAAACGGGUCUCUGGAAGAGCGAGACGACUGUGUAGGGAAGGGUCAAAGGGGCAGGGGGCUGGAGCAGGUUUCCCCAGCCUCGGGCAGGAAUUAGCAAGGCACUGGCAUCUUGCUGCCAGAGCCUGCUGACGCAAGCUGCAGAGGCUGAUGGUGUGCACUAUGUGGGGCUUGGGCAGUGUCUGGUUGACCACGUUCCCAGACCCCCUGCCCUGCAGUAGAGAGGAAAGGUCACCUGACAUCUGAGUUGCAAGGGGGCAGGGUAGGGAGAGGGUACGUGCAUCACAUCCUAGGAACCACACCAUGCUCUCCACCACCGAUAUCCUGUGCACCAGGUGACUCGGCUGCUCUUUGUUCCUGGGGAUCUUUUCCUGUCCCCGCCGAACGAGCAGCGGUGGCCUAAUUCGUACGGUGAAAGACAAUCAUUUGUUCUGGAGCAUUGCAAUCUAUAUUAUAUCCCUUCUGCAUGUCACUUAGAUCCUAGGUGCUUUUUUAUUUUAUUUUUUUGGUAUGGCAUACCAAGGAAAGCAGUGUUUAUAAGCUGAAAUCUCUAGCGUUGUAUGUACAUAUGUAUAGGCAAAAUUGCUAUCCAAUUGAAGUGCCUACACACUUUAUGUUAAAGCCAUCAAUGUUGUGUCAAAGAGCUCUUGCCUUCUCCACUCCCCCCUCCUCCAACAUACCUCAAGGCCAGUUCUCAUGGCUACGCUGUGGCUCAUGCAGCCAACAAACCAAAUUGAUUAUUUUUGACACAGCUCCAAAGCUGGAGACAGUUGGUCAUUUUUAACAGAAUUGAUGGUAGUAAGGCAGCGGCAUCAUUGUGCUCGUGGGGCUGACCAAGGAGGUGGCUCAAACCAUGUUGCUCCUUUUAAGUAUUUUUUUUUGGGGGGGAAGCACUUUUAAACACCUUUGAGACAUUCCCAUCUGCUUAGUUCCAAGGGGGGCGGGGACAGUCCACUGUUUAUGGGUGUUUUGUCAAGUUAAUGAGCAGUCGCAUGAUCAAACUCCUAUUGAAUCUGCUACGCCAACAAUGAGCUCCAUGUAGCCAACUAAGUCCUUGGGCUCUUUCUCAAAAGCAGCAAUCCCUGCCAGCAGGCUGAUCACUCCUUGCCCACGCCAGGCAUAGGACUUCUUGCAUUGUAUUUUGCAAUCCCACAGAUAAUUGCACUUGUUAGACAUGGAAAAAACUGGCCGUGAGAAUGUGUUGUUUUCUAGUCUGGCUGACCUCAGACACACCCCCUUCCAAGCUUGUAAAGCUGUACCUACGCUUUCAGAAGACAAGGAAAGAUGAGAGAGGUUCAGAAGAAGAGGAAAGAUUGUCAGGUCAAGGUGUGAUUGGCCAAGGUGGGUUGCACCAAUGACAUCAACCUUUUAAAAAGUUUUUUUUCCUGUUAAAAAGAACGGGGUGGGGGCAAAUGCAUUAAAUGUUCAGAGGAGGAAUUGGGUCAACUGCAGAUUCGCUAAAGAUAAAAGGGCACAUAGAGGGUCAAAUCAAAGUGGAUCUGUAGUUAAAGGUGAGUCUUGGGGUCUGAAACAACUGAAGACUAGGGUCAGGGAAAGAUGAAGAUGUGCAAUACCCCGGCAUGAGCUUUGUCUUAGAAUUGUUUAAUGAUAGCAGCAGCAAAAAGAGCACCACUCCUCCUGCCUCUGAAUUAGGCUGCUGAAGUUCCUGAUAGAUUGCAAGUAGAUUUGUGCUUGUAGGGUACCAACAGGCAGUUGGUGCCACCUUCGGAGUCGUCAUUUUGCAUUUGACUCUAGACUGGCUCCAGUUGGUAGACCAAGAAAAAAUCCAGUAGGGGUCAGGAUAGAUUCUGCAAGGCAGAUGUCUGUUCACACCUGGUCUUAGCCACUUCGUGUCAAACAUGUAGUUCAUUAGGAGGCAGCGGCCUGAGCCUUUUGCUCCAUUCUUCUCCUCCCUAUCCAUAGCCUUACAAAACCUGGUGCAAGGCGCAUGACCUCUGAAGGUCACACUGAGAUGCAAACUGAGAAGAGGUCCUCAGCAUGACGCAGUGCAAUAAGCCAUUUCCCCCCACCCUAAGAGGGAGCAAAUGUAGCUUUUUAGUGACCAUAUUUAGCCCACCGAAUUACAGAGCUAACGUGUUUAUUUUAAAAGCCAUAGUCAAAACACAAUCAAGCAAAGUAUCAGCUACAAGUAAAGUGUGCUUACCUCACUUUCAUGGCAUGUACUUGGCCUUGCAGAAAAAAAGAAAAAGGGGAGCAUAGCUUCUUUGUUUGUAUGGCACACUGUAUGGCAGUUUUUCUAUCCAUGUUAAGAGGGCCAACACCACCCAAUCAUUUAACUGCUCUUGCACAAGGAACCCAAGUGUUGUUCACAGAGACAGGACACAUGUCCUUAAUCUACUCAAGUCUGCAAAGACUUCAGCUUGCUUUUGGGGGG